This is a messenger RNA of Angiostrongylus costaricensis, 492 nucleotides long. The record is from the annotation of a GenBank genome assembly. Lineage: Eukaryota; Metazoa; Nematoda; Chromadorea; Rhabditida; Metastrongylidae.
UUGCGUGCGCGACGUGAUGUUCGCGAGCCAACAGCGACAUGUAGUAUUCCAGUUGUAAAUACGAAGGCGGAAGCCGAUCGUCUUGUACUGAACUCGGUCAAGCCGGCCAUUAAACUCCUGAUAAAUCGUCACAACAACAAAUACUCGUACACUGCCCAAUCUGAUGACAACAUUAUGAAGAAUUUGGAGCUGUUCGACCGUUUAGCUGUAAAAUUCCACGAUCGUAUACUAUUUGUAAAAGAUGUUGGUUCUGAAUCAUCUGAGGUAUGCCAGUGGAAAUUCUUUGGUAAAGGUGCAAAGAGGGCUGAAGUGUGUUGUACUUCUAUUGUGUACGCAACAGACAAGAAGCAAACAAAGGUAGAAUUCCCCGACUCAAAAAUCUAUGACGAAGCAAUGUCAAUUUUACGUUACGAAGAAAGGGGAUUAUGCUCAAGGCAAGUUAAAAUUUCGGUCAAAUCUCAUAAUUUUAAAUAUCUUAUUAUUAAGAGAUAG